AUCUCGAACGCCACCAGGUGUCGGAAAUACGAAACAACAAAAUAUGGAAGAAAAAUCUACGGUGCUGCCGUCCAACUUUUCUCUCGGACCGCAUGGCUUAGGAGAUCCGAAUGAUCGCUCGCUUAGGAGAGUCGAGAGAGAAGUUCUCAUACCCAAAUUGAUGCGCGAAAAAGCUAAAGGGAAAUGUACGGACGAAGUAAAAGAAUUUGAAGACUGUUGCAAAAUGAGCGGAUUCAGCAUGGUAAUUAAGUGCCGAAAACAAAACUCGGAGUUAAAGAAAUGCAUUCAAAAUUGGUAUGAAAAUCCACAAUUUAAGAAAUUGUGCAUAGAAGAAUACUUAAAGGAGCGUUCAGAAUAUAGACAAACAGGUAUAAAACAGUCAAUGAAAAGGAAACCAAUGGAGUCAAUGUAGAUACUAAAUAUUUACUUGUAGUAUGUAUAUAAUAAAAUAUUUAUCUACAAAUCUUA
Messenger RNA from Centruroides sculpturatus (bark scorpion), 468 nucleotides. Its product is annotated as COX assembly mitochondrial protein homolog. Bases 44 to 412 code for a protein of 122 amino acids. NCBI's taxonomy places the organism in Eukaryota, Metazoa, Arthropoda, Arachnida, Scorpiones, Buthidae. Gene Ontology annotation, cellular component: mitochondrion. The transcript has 4 exons. The record is from RefSeq and is a predicted model, not a curated record.